Ramularia collo-cygni is the source of this 273-nucleotide messenger RNA. RefSeq lists its product as uncharacterized. The record is from RefSeq and is a predicted model, not a curated record. The transcript has 3 exons. NCBI's taxonomy places the organism in Eukaryota, Fungi, Ascomycota, Dothideomycetes, Mycosphaerellales, Mycosphaerellaceae. Bases 1 to 273 code for a protein of 90 amino acids.
AUGUAUUCUUUCCUGACAUCGACAUCACAGCAGAUCGUCAUAUCAGCAUCGACACGCGGCAAUAUGGGAAUCCCAUCGGAGCAGGCGUCCAACGCCCUGCUAUACUGCACAUACGCGGCGUUUCUCGUCUUUGGGCUCUUCAUCGCAUGGAGACUUCGUGGACAAUCGGCAGGGGAAUGGUUGUCAGCAAACAGAACUCAAACGGGCAUCCCGCUCGCCUUGAACUUCAUCGCAGCCGGUGAGUGUAGCCGUCGGGUCGCAAGACCGGUUUGA